AUGCUCACAGCUUCUCAGGCAAUAGGCCUGAAGCUAUUCCUCUUCAUCUUAGCAGUUGUCGUAGUUGUUUUUAAACAAGCAGUAAGAUGGUGGCUGCAGACAAAAUUCGGGUGGACAGAUAUCUUCAUUACACUAUGUGUAGCCCUCUAUUUGGCCGAGGAGGUCAUCGCUAUUGAGCUCCAUAGACUCAACUUUUUCAAUAUGCCGGUUGCGAAUUUCAGUGUGAACGGAUACCCUGACCUGCUCAAAAACACUGAAGACAAGGAUAAACUAUCAAUAAUGUUGAGGGUAAGGCUUACUCAAACUUGGGUUAACCGGUUUCAACGUUAA
Messenger RNA from Orbilia oligospora ATCC 24927, 330 nucleotides. RefSeq lists its product as uncharacterized. Lineage: Eukaryota; Fungi; Ascomycota; Orbiliomycetes; Orbiliales; Orbiliaceae. The transcript has 2 exons. Bases 1 to 330 code for a protein of 109 amino acids. The record is from RefSeq and is a predicted model, not a curated record.